AUGCAUAUUUCCAUAGCUAAUUUCGGGGACAGUGAUGAUCUAUUGACGAUAGAGAUACCAUCGGACUUAACACUAAAAGAUUUGAAAGUUAUAAUUGCAUCGGAAACUGAUUUCGGAAUUGAAGCAGUUCAGAUGAAUCUUUAUCAUGAUGGUAGAUUACUUCGCGAUGAAAAUCAGACUCUCGAACAAGCAAAUGUCAAAGAUUAUGAUGUUGUUACCUGUCAACGAAAGCUACUCAAUGAGAAUCGCAACGAACAGGAAGCAGCGACGAGUCGACGUUUUCAAAUGGAUCCGAAUAACCCACAACACCUUUUCGAGCAACUGCGUUCGAAUCCUACCGUUCUUCAGGAAUUUCGUCAAAAUGAUCCUCAACUAGCUGAUGCGAUCGAACGAAAUGAUAUAAUGGCAUUUAUGCAAUGUCUAAUGAGUCGAAUGGCACUUCGUCAGAGUGGAACAACAGAGCGACAACCAGAGGUUGAUCUGCUCGAUCCAGAAAUACAACGGCGUAUCGAACAGCGCAUUAAUAUGGAAAAUGUCAUGGAUAAUAUGGAACACGCAUAUGAACACGCCCCGGAAUUCUUUGGAAAUGUUGUCAUGCUCUACAUCAAUUGUAAAAUCAACGGUCAUUCCGUGAAAGCUUUUGUUGAUUCUGGUGCACAGAUGACCAUUAUGAGUAAAGCGUGUGCGGAACGUUGCGGAAUAAUGCGUCUUAUCGAUACACGUUUCCAAGGCAUUGCUAAAGGUGUUGGAACACAAAAAAUCCUUGGACGUAUUCAUUUAGCACAGCUUGAAGUCGAAAAGCAAUUUUUUGCUACGUCACUAUCCGUACUUGAAGAACAAUCAAUUGAUAUGUUAAUCGGACUUGAUAUGCUUCGUCGUCACCGAUGUGUUAUUGAUUUGGAUAAAAAUGUUCUGCGAAUCGAAAACAGCGUUGAAACAUCUUUUUUACCUGAAUCGGAAUUACCAUUACACGCUCGGCUAACUGGAAAUACACCUGGUUCAGCUGAUCUUGACCGCACUGAGAAUCCUUUACAAUCUACGGCAGUAGCAUCUGGUAAUUCUAAUAAUCAAUCGUCUCGACGACUCGAUCCACCAUCUCCUUUUCCCGAACGAUUAAUCAAUGAAAUAACCAAGAAGGGAUUCACCAGAGAACAAGCCAUCGAAGAAUUAAAAUCAACAAAUGGCAAUGUUAUGAAAGCACUUGUUUCGCUUAUGGCCAAAUCUUUAGGCAAACCUAAACGACAAAAUUAA
Messenger RNA from Adineta ricciae, 1251 nucleotides. Lineage: Eukaryota; Metazoa; Rotifera; Eurotatoria; Adinetida; Adinetidae. The record is from the annotation of a GenBank genome assembly.